GUUUGACGCUGUGACUCGGCAAGAUGGCUGCGCGCAUAGUGCUGCAGAAGCAGCUCCACUGUGCACUUUUAAAUGCAAAAUUAAGCACUUUAUUGACGGGAAUAAGAAGCUGCUCGGCCCUGUCCUACUCAAGAUCUCAUGAAGAAUUCACAUCUAAGAGAGUACGGCGGAAGUUUAUCGACUUUUUUAAGGAAGGUUAUGAACACCGAGUGGUGCCGUCCUCCUCCGUGCGUCCGAGAGGAGACCCGAGUCUUCUGUUCGUCAAUGCAGGAAUGAACCAGUUUAAGCCAAUUCUUCUGGGCUGUGCGGACCCCCGCAGUGAGAUGGCAUCAUACAGGCGGGUGGUAAACAGUCAGAAGUGUGUCCGUGCCGGAGGCAAACACAAUGACCUGGAGGAUGUGGGGAAGGACAUGUACCAUCACACCUUCUUUGAGAUGCUGGGGAACUGGUCGUUUGGUGAUUACUUCAAGGUGGAAGCCUGUGCAAUGGCCUGGCGUCUUUUAACGGAAGAGUACGGCAUUCCUGCGGAGCGCUUGUACGUCUCGUACUUCUCUGGAAAUGUGGCAAAUGGUCUCCCUGCCGAUGAGGAAACGCGGCAAAUCUGGCUCAGCAUAGGAGUGCGGCCAGAUCACCUGUUGCCGUUUGGAAUGAAGGAUAAUUUCUGGGAAAUGGGGGAGACGGGUCCGUGUGGCCCCUGCACGGAGAUUCACUAUGAUCAUGUUGGGAAUCGGAACGCCGCCUCGCUGGUCAAUGCAGACAGUCCGGAUGUGGUGGAAAUCUGGAAUCUAGUUUUUAUGCAGUAUAACAGGGAGGGCAGUGGUAGCCUGCGAGCUCUGCCCCAGUGCAGCGUGGAUACUGGGAUGGGUUUAGAGCGACUGGUGACCGUACUUCAGGGAAAACGCUCCAACUAUGACACAGAUCUUUUCACACCUCUGUUGUCCGCCAUCCACCAGUGCUCUAAGGCUCCUGCAUAUCAGGGCAGGGCUGGAGAGGCCGAUGCGGGUCAGGUAGACAUGGCCUAUCGGGUCGUGGCGGACCACAUUCGGACAAUCUGUGUGUGUAUCGCUGACGGCGUUUAUCCAGGCAUGACAGGCGCUGAACUGGUGUUAAGACGUAUCUUGAGACGUGCUGUAAGGUUUUCUACAGAAGUGCUGCAGGCCCCCGAGGGUGCGCUGGCAAGCCUGGUGCCUACUGUCGCUCAUAUACUGGGUGAUGCCUAUCCUGAGCUGAAAACAGAGUCUCAGAGGAUCAUGGAUCUCAUUAAUCAAAAUGAAGCCCAGUUUCUGUCCUCGCUGAAGCAGGGCAGGAGGGUGAUUGACAGGACUCUCAGCAAUAUGGAUGAAGACUCAGCUGUUUUUCCAGCCUCGGUUGCCUGGUCGCUACAUCGCAACCUAGGCUUCCCUCUCGAUCUCAUUGACCUGAUGCUGGAGGAGAGGGGCAAGAGGGUUGAUAAAAAAGAAAUAGAGGUGCUUGAAGAUGAAUAUGAGAAGUUGAGGUUUCAGUUGGAGGAGGAUGAUGGAGAUAGGGUGGACCAGCUGGAUCUUCAUAGUCUGGCGGAGCUACAAAGCCGAGGAGUUCCUCACACAGAUGACUUGCUGAAAUACUGUUACAGUCUGGGGUCUGAUGGACAGUAUGUUUUUGAGCCUUGCAGAGCAUCAGUCCUGGCACUCUACCGUGAGGGGUCAUUGGUUUCAGAGGUGCAUGAAGGUCAGCGCUGUGGUGUGAUUCUGGACCGGACCUGCUUUUAUGCAGAGCAGGGCGGACAGGCGCACGACCAGGGUUACUUCACCAAGCAUGGAUUACAGGAUGUGCUGUUCCCUGUGAAUUGUGUCCGUCUGGCUGGAGGUUACGUGGUACAUCAAGUCAUGGCAGCAGAGGCUUUGAGAACUGGAGACCAAGUGCAUCUUCAUGUGGAUGAGGCUCGGCGUCUGGGCUGCAUGGUCAAGCACACUGCCACACAUGUCCUAAACUUCGCCCUGCGAGAGCUGCUAGGUCCCUCUGUUAGCCAGCGAGGGUCUCACUGCACUGCCAGUCGCCUCCGCUUUGACUUCAGUGUGAAGGGCUCCCUGAGUGUAUCUGAGCUACAGCAAGUUGAGGGGUUGGUCCAGAACAUCAUCCGUCAAAAUGCAGAGGUGCACAUAGAGGAGGUCCCUCUGUCCAGAGCUAAACAGAUUCCAGGUCUGAGAACUGUAGAUGAGGUGUAUCCAGAUCCAGUGCGAGUGGUAUCUGUGGCUAUACCUAUUUCGGAUCUGCUUACCUCAAACACCGGCGGGCAAUCUUCAGUGGAGCUUUGCUGUGGCACGCAUUUAUUAAGGACGGGAGCAAUUGGAGACUUUGUCAUUGUUUCUGAACGACAGAUGGUGAAAGGCAUUAGCCGUAUCAUUGCUGUUACUGGAGAUGAAGCCAAAAAGGCUCGUGAGUCAGGCCAAGCCAUGCAGGAGGAGUUGGAGUCUUUGGCGGUACGGGUAGGAGUUCCAAGUGUCCCGUCUAUUUCAGCAGCUCAGAGGCUCUCCAAAGAGAUUGGCCUCCUUAUGAAUGUGGUUGAUAACACCCCUAUCCCACAGUGGCAGAGAAGAGGGUUGCAGACUCGCCUGAAAGCGAUGCAGAAGAGUAGCAACACCGCCAUCAGAAAAUUGGAGAUCAAUGAGGCUAACUUGCAAGCCAAAGAGCUGCUGAACAAACACUCCAAUAAAACUGUGCUGGUGGACUUGAUCCAGACGGACUCGAUAUCGGUGCUGAUGAAGACUGUGCUCAAGCUGAGCAAGAGCACUCCAGAUUCCCUGGUCAUGUUGUUUUCUCACCUGCAGCUGUCAGGGAAGCUGAUUUUUGCCUGUCAAGUACCCAAGGGCUCCACUGGUGGUUCAGCGAUCGAAUGGGCUCUUCAUGUUUGCACACGCUUGGGAGGAAACGCAGAUGGCUCAAACGAGGUUGCUAAAGGUGUGGGAAAUCCAGCCAAAGCCACAGAUGUUACAGAGAUCCUGCAGUGGGCUGAAGAAUUUGCUUACAACAAAAUCAGAAAUGCAUCCUGAACAGACUAAUGUUGGAUAAUCAUUGACACAUAGGACCAGCAUACCACAAUGGAUAUGCAUCCUUAAAAAUGAGGAUAUUUUAUGAUCCUGUUCCUUUGUUUUAAAAGGGUAGGGCAUAUACUAUAUAUAUUUUAUUUUGAUAUUAAAUAUUAAGUUAUUCCUCUGUUUUGGGUACACUUCAUAUAGUAGGUUUGGUUCAAGAAAAUGUUUUUGAAUUCAAGAAAUGGCUCUGUAAAAUUUGUAAAUACAAAAAAAAACAAAAAAUGAAUACAUGAUUCAGACUAUCUAAUGUGUCUGUCAGAUAAAUGCAAUAAUCAUGUGUGCAUAAAUCACAGUAUUCAGUCAACAGAGGGAGACAAAAUGCUUUAAAGACUCACACCUACAAACUGAUGCCGAUAUACAAACUGAAAUCACCUCAAAUUCCUAAUUGAAAUUCUCCUUACACUUUAUAGACAUAGUCUACUCUCAGUGUUUUCCUGCUGAGUUGCAGUUCUGCGCUGCUGUUUUCAUUGACUCGUGUGUGAUAUUUCAAUUGAGUUUUAAUGUGCAUUGUGUGUAUGACAUGAAAAAAUUGGGGGGUGGGGGGUAACUUUCCAUUUAUUAUUUAGUCCACUUCAACUACUCUGAUACCACAGCAGAAACUACUAGCCUAACUAAUACAUUAUUAAAGGCAAGUGAACAGACUGUAAAAAGAACAAAUGCUGUACACUAAUUACAAGCAUAGAUAAAUACAAUAUAAAGUUACAAAUAAAUUAUAAGGUCUAAGUUUGUAGUAUUAAUUUUCAUGUACAGAAAUGUAAUAAUUAAAUAUAAAAUGACACUUUUCACUGUAUAAAUUUAAUAUAGAUUCAUCUUUUUUAAAGCUGUGUUCUGUUUGAUUUACAUGACAGACAACAUCAGGUAUUUAUAGGUUGCUGUCACUUUAAGAGUAAGACACCAUGCACGUGCACAUCCGAUAGACACACCGAAUUCUCACCUCGCUUAAGACAUAACCGAAUGUAUUUACUUGCUGAGAGGGGUAUUUUGACUGACAUAUGCGUGUGUUCAUCCAAGUGCACUGAGGACGCGAAAGAGAAAUCAAUUUGCAGUUCGCGAGCUAUCUGAAAACGCACCUCUAUCUCUGUGUGUGCGCGCGAGCCUGUAUGUAUGUGCGUCUGUGCGCACCGAUAACAGUGUGGCGUGCGAUACCGAAUUAAAUCCUCUUUUGCCUCUUCUAGCGCUGGAAUGGUUUUAUAUUUAAUGUGUAAACUAGCAAGACAAAACAUGUGCAAAUGAUAACAUUUUACUCUAUUGUGGUGAAACUUGCAGUUGUUCCGCGAAUCACAUGCGUGCCGAACCGUGGGACUUGGUCCGUACGGAUCACGGAUCAACAACGAUCCGUUUAACCACUACAUUCCACCAUGGCAACCAAUGAAAUAUAAGCUACCUACUGUUUUAUUCCUGACAUUGGCAUAUUCUAAAGUUUUAAUGUCUUAUUAGGGCCCGAGCACCGUUGGUGUGAGGACCCUGUAAUUGCUCGGUCAAUUCUUCUUCUCCGAAAUGAAUCGCAUUUUUGAGGGCCUAAACAUGCUCGAAAACUCGUGAAACUUUGCACACACAUCCAGAAGUGGUGAAAAUUUACAUCUGAUAUGGGUUUCAGAAUUAGGUGUGGCAAAAUGGCUCAAUAGCACUGUUACGUGCUGCGCGUGUUUCGGAUGUUUGUUUGUUUUUCCCCUGCCUCUGCUUUCUGUCCUCUGCGCUGUCUUCAUAGACUGUAAAAAAAUGUCGCUGUCUUGCUCUCAGGUCUCCGCUGAUUGGAGUAGGCGACUGUCACUCUAUCAAGAGGUCGUAGCUGCAGCCAAUCAAGUGCCGCCUUGGUGUUUAAAAGUCUUCCGGCGUGUGAUCAGGAGUGCAGUGUGUGUAUUUAUGUAUGUCAGGCGUUUAAGUUAGAGCCUGUCAUAACUUGUCUCUUUUGUUAUUCGGUGUGAAUUCAACAUUUGCCUUUGUACUAUGUGAAAUGUUGAGGGUUAAGAGUAACUUACUACCUUUUGGGGAAACAGAACAGGUAAGCAGGUCGCGCGACAUACAUACUGCCCGUAGAGAUGUUAUAUACAACAGGUAAGAGGUGAGCGCCCUUUCUGUAUUUCGGUUCUUUAUUUAGAGUAGUUUCAGUUAAGGCGUCAGAUGCGCCGAAGAUUUCGGUUUUGCUUUCUGCAUUUUUCUUUGGUUAGCCAGUUUAGAGGAUUUUGGGGACUUAGUUUAUGAGUUAUUUUGUUUUAUACUUUUCUUUAAUUUGGCGCCACCAUAGUUCUUUUCCCCAUUAGUUAAUUGUAUCUUCCUUCCUUUAUAUUUCCUUCCAAACUACAUUGUAAAAUAGCGCACUCACAUGUUGUCUAGUGGCUUCGGCUUUUUGAAAUAAUAAACCCAUUGAUCAUAAA
This is a messenger RNA of Megalobrama amblycephala (Wuchang bream), 5446 nucleotides long. It is a transcript of the gene aars2, whose product is annotated as alanyl-tRNA synthetase 2, mitochondrial (putative). Lineage: Eukaryota; Metazoa; Chordata; Actinopteri; Cypriniformes; Xenocyprididae. The coding region runs from base 24 to 3029 and encodes 1001 amino acids. Gene Ontology annotation, molecular function: amino acid binding; nucleic acid binding; ATP binding. Gene Ontology annotation, cellular component: mitochondrion; cytoplasm. The record is from RefSeq and is a predicted model, not a curated record. Gene Ontology annotation, biological process: alanyl-tRNA aminoacylation; tRNA modification. The transcript has 22 exons.